AUGCUGACCCAGCCCCUGGGCCUGGACGCAGGAAGUGUGAUAAAGGUGUUUGUGCAGGAGAGGCGAGGCAGGGUAAAGUCCAAGUUCCAUGGUGUGGACUCAUGGCGCCAGGACUCAGAGUCUCUGGAAACCCAGCAGAUGCGAGUCUGGAAGCCCCUACCCUUCCUGCUGCUGCUUUCGGGGACACUGACCCUGGCAGUGAACUGGACAGGUUCCCACUCCCUGAGGCUUUUCUACACCGCGACGUCCCGCCCUGGCCUCGGAGACCCCCACUACAUCGCCGUGGGCUACGUGGACGACACGCAGUUCGGGCGGUUCGACAGCGACUCUCCCAGCCAGAGUGCGGAGCCGCGGGCGCCCUGGGCGGGGCAGGUGGGGCAGGAGGACCUGGAUCAGGAGACUCUGAUCCAAAGGAACAAUGCACAGAAGUUCAAAGCGCUCCUGAGGGACCUGCGCAGCCACUACAACCAGAGUGAGGACGGGUCUCACACCUUCCAGAGGAAGUUUGGCUGCGAGUCGGGGACCAACGGGCGCAUCCUCCGCGGGUACAGUCAGUGGGCCUACGACGGUGAGGAUUACCUGGCCCUGAGCGAGGACCUGCGCUCCUGGACGGCGGCGGACACAGUGGCUCAGAUCACCCAGCGCAAGUGGGAGGCCAGCGGUGAGGCGGAGCGCAUCAGGAACCUUGUAGAGGGCAGGUGCCUGGAGUGGCUGCACAGAUUCCUGGAGAUGGGGAAGGAGGUGCUGCAGCGCUCAGUUCCCCCAAGGACAUAUGUGGCCCCCCACCACUCCACCUCUGAGCAUGAGGUCACCCUGAGGUGCUGGGCACUGGGCUUCUACCCUGCAAACAUCAACAUGACCUGGCAGCAAGAUGGGGAGAACCUGACGAACAUAAAACUGGUGGAGACCAUGCCUAGGGGUGAUGGAACCUUCCAGAAGUGGGCGGCUGUGGUGGUGCCUUCUGGAGAGGAGCAGAGAUACACGUGCCAUGUGCAGCACCAGGGGCUGCUGGAGCCCCAAGUCCUGAGUUGGGUGCCCCCUCCUCAGUCCUCCACCAGUCCUCAGUCCUCCACACCCAUCAUUGCUGGACUGGUUCUCCUUGGAGCUGUGCUCACUGGAGCUGCGGUGGCUGCAGCUGUGAUGUGGAGGAAGAAGCACUCAGGUAGACAAGGAGGAAGCUACACUGCAGCUGCAGACAGCAACAGUGUGCAGAGCUCUGAUGUGCCUCACAGCUGCUUAAGUGUGAAAUAACUGCCUUCUGGGGACUGAG
Talpa occidentalis (Iberian mole) is the source of this 1270-nucleotide messenger RNA. RefSeq names its product patr class I histocompatibility antigen, A-108 alpha chain-like. Gene Ontology annotation, cellular component: external side of plasma membrane. Lineage: Eukaryota; Metazoa; Chordata; Mammalia; Eulipotyphla; Talpidae. The transcript has 8 exons. The coding region runs from base 1 to 1251 and encodes 416 amino acids. Gene Ontology annotation, molecular function: signaling receptor binding; peptide antigen binding. Gene Ontology annotation, biological process: positive regulation of T cell mediated cytotoxicity; antigen processing and presentation of endogenous peptide antigen via MHC class I via ER pathway, TAP-independent; antigen processing and presentation of endogenous peptide antigen via MHC class Ib. The record is from RefSeq and is a predicted model, not a curated record.